This is a messenger RNA of Salvia hispanica, 2430 nucleotides long. The record is from RefSeq and is a predicted model, not a curated record. NCBI's taxonomy places the organism in Eukaryota, Viridiplantae, Streptophyta, Magnoliopsida, Lamiales, Lamiaceae.
AUGGAUUUUCCUAUAGGGAUGGAGGAUCCAUGUGGCUACGAACAGCAGUGGGGGUUAAGCAAUGAAUACUAUAACUCCGACCAUGGGGGAUUAUACUACGACCCAAACUGCUCUGAAUUUUCCUAUGAUGCACAAGAUUACUGCUCUGAUAACUCGUCUGAAUUAUGUGCAGGUAUGGAAGAUCAACCCCGCUCUACUUGGGAGAAUCUACUGGAAAUCUGCAUCGCAGAAGUUUUCGAACAUAGAAAUGUGACGAACCAACGGUUGGAAAAUCUAGAAAGAAACACAAGCACCUUGGAAAGAGGGUUGGCAACCCUAGUUGCUCAAGUUGAGAUGCUGGAAAUUAAUCUUGGGAUCAUAGCCACAACCAUAGGAAGCAGGCACACCCCAGGUACCCUUCCUAGCCUGCCAGAGAUUAAUCCGAGAGGAGGAUGCCACGUCGUACAGCUGCGCAGCGGAACUACAUAUCAGCCGCCAGAGGCAGGAGAUCUAGGAAUGAGAAGAAGGGAAGCAGAGAAGCCGCCUGGGAAUGCAUCUGACGAAGCAGUGCGGCUAUCCGCCGCACCCCAACACGGCGGUCCGCCAUCUAUACCUCAGCAGGUCGAGGAGAACUUAGGCUUGGCCACUGGCGGAAGCCCGGCGACCGCCACACCUCAUCGCGGUGGCCCGCCGGCUGGACAGCAGAAACUUGAUAUUGAAAGCAUCCGUCCCACCUCAAUCACGCUGCAAAUGGCAGAUCGGAGCACAACAACACCAAUGAGGAUAGUAGAAGAUGUCUUGGAGGACAAAAAGGUUCCCUUGAUACUUGGAAGACCGUUUUUAGCUACUGGGGGAGCCAUGAUAGAUGUACAAAAGGGAGAGCUUACAUUAAAGCUACAUGAUGAGAGCAUUACAUUCAACAUCUACGACACCCUGAAAUUUCAUGGAAAAGAAGGGGCAGAAGACUACCAAGAAUGCAGUGUCAUCCAAGUCGUCACCGAUUGUGUUGGAGAAGUGGAAGUCACUUAUCUCCAAAACCAGGUCCCUCUUGAAACUUGUCUCAAAAAUUCUUUUACUCCUAACACUGAUUUAUCUUCUUGUGAUGCUAACAUAUGUGCCAUCAUUGCAGAAUUGGAAGUGCUACCAGAAAGAAUUCCCCAAAUGGGGAAUGCAUUUUUGCCAUUACGCACUCCCGAAGAAGAGGCAGAAAAGAGAAGAACAGUGGGAAAGCCCCGGGAACCGCCCAAAGUAGAGCUUAAACCUCUUCCCGACCAUCUCAGGUACGCUUUCCUAGGGCUGGAAAACACUUACCCUGUUGUUGUAUCCGCUGCAAUAAGUGAGCAAGAGUGUGAGAAGCUUUUAUGCAUUUUGAACAAGUAUAGGUCUGCCAUAGGAUGGUCUAUUAGUGAUCUAAAAGGAAUUAGCCCUACCACAUGCAUGCAUAGAAUUUUACUUGAGGAAGGGUAUAAACCUCGUGUGCAAAACCAACGUAGACUUAACCCUAUUAUGCAAGAUGUAGUAAGAAAAGAGGUGAUAAAGUUACUAGACGUAGGGAUUAUUUAUGCAAUAUCUGAUAGUGAGUGGAGAUCUAUGAUGGCCAUAUUUCAUGAUUUGAUUGAAAAGGUGAUGAAAGUUUUUAUGGAUGAUUUUUCUGUGUUUGGUAAAUCUUAUGAUCAUUGUCUUGACAAUCUAGCUAAGGUUUUGCAGAGAUGUGUAGAAACUAACCUUGUUCUUAAUUGGGAGAAAUGUCAUUUUAUGGUGAAAGAAGGUAUAGUUCUAGGGCAUAAAGUGUCUUCUGCAGGGAUAGAGAUAGACAGGGCAAAGAUUGCAGCCAUCGAGAAACUCCCACCGCCAUCCAAUGAAAAGGGAGUAAGAAGUUUUCUAGGACAUGCAGGCUUCUACCGAAGAUUCAUCAAGGAUUUUUCUAAGAUCUCUAAACCUCUUUGUAAAUUGCUUGAGAAGGAUGUGAAAUUUAAUUUUACUUCCGAUUGUUUGCAGGCUUUUGAGACUUUGAAGAAAGCUCUAGUCAGCGCUCCUAUCCUCAUCACGCCAGAUUGGAGUCAACCAUUUGAGAUCAUGUGCGACGCAAGUGAUAUUGCAGUCGGCUCAGCUUUAGGGCAGAAGAGGGGAAAGAUUUUUAGAGUCAUAGAUUAUGCUACUAUUAGGCAUUUGUUUGCAAAGAAGGAUGCAAAACCAAGACUUAUCCGAUGGAUCUUGCUACUCCAGGAGUUUGACGUGGAAAUCAAAGACAGAAAAGGGUGCGAGAAUGUGGUAGCAGACCACUUGUCAAGGUUGGAACACCCGGUGGAGGGAGAAGACUUGUCUCAAGAAAUCAACGAGGACUUCCCAGAUGAGCACCUGUUCUUCAAUCAAGCCACUUUUCCUUGGUACGCUGAUAUUGUCAAUUAUUUGGCGGCAAAGGUGCAUCCUCCCGAUCUUACUCCUUAUUAG